Drosophila subobscura is the source of this 592-nucleotide messenger RNA. RefSeq lists its product as uncharacterized. NCBI's taxonomy places the organism in Eukaryota, Metazoa, Arthropoda, Insecta, Diptera, Drosophilidae. Gene Ontology annotation, molecular function: structural constituent of ribosome. The transcript has 3 exons. Gene Ontology annotation, biological process: translation. The record is from RefSeq and is a predicted model, not a curated record. Gene Ontology annotation, cellular component: ribosome; cytosolic small ribosomal subunit. Bases 89 to 487 code for a protein of 132 amino acids.
AUUCCGCGGUCACACUGUAAAUGCAACCCUGCACCGCCAUCUUUCUUUUUCGAUCCGCGCACACACCGAGUGACUAGAUCGCGUCAAGAUGCAGCUUUUCGUACGUGGAUUUGAAACCAUCGAGGCUUUGGAGGUGUCCCAGGAUGCCACCAUCGCUGGAGUCAAGAACCAGCUCGCCCAGCUGCAUGGCUUCAACGCCGAGGAGGUGAGCCUCAACUGCGAGGGCACCACCCUGUCCAACGAGACGCCCGUGACCGCUCUGAGCUCCUUCGAGCUGGACAUCAACAUUCCGAUGCUUGGUGGUAAGGUGCACGGCUCUCUGGCUCGUGCCGGUAAGGUCAAGGGACAGACGCCCAAGGUGGAGAAGCAGGAGAAGAAGAAGAAGAAGACCGGCCGCGCCAAGCGCAGGAUCCAGUACAAUCGCCGCUUCGUGAACUUUGUCCAAGGCUUCGGCCGUCGUCGUGGCCCCAACGCCAACUCCACGUAAAGUGUGAACCGUGUCCCUGGGAUGAUGAACAAGUCGCUAUCUUUUAAUGCAUAAAGUUGAUGUUCAUAAAGUAAUUUUCAAAGAUUAAACAAACUAUUUUACAAA